AUUAAAGAUCAGCGCAAAUACAAAAUGGCAGAAGAUCUCUACAUGGAUUUUGAUAGUGACUUAGCGUUCCACUUGAACAUGGAUCUGGAUAUAGACCUUAAUUUUGAUGUAGAUAUGGAGUUCUACGACGACGGAACGGAAAGAGAACGUGAGGAAACAAUGAAACGUGACAUACAGCACAGCUCUUCGAAACCUCUCCUCCAAUAUCACAUUUUCGUUUAUCGAAAGGAACUAAGACGACGUAAAAUGAAUCGCUUACAUCUAACGAAGACGAAAAUUGAUCUCACUGGAGGCCUGCUGAUAAAUUGUGAAGGCAAGAUAUGUGAUUUUUCGCCUCAAGAUAUCGACGCCUUCACACGGCAGGUGGAUUUCAAGGAUCGCUUGGUGCGGCAGCAUGCAUCAUUAUAUGCCGACAUCGACGAAGAAGUUGAAAGGGACGUGGACGGCAAACUCAUUGUGAAGUGUAACGUAGCGUGAAUGUUAUCUGUAAUAGUUUUUUGUUAUUUAGGUCAAUUAGUGUUAAGUUAUUGAUAUUAUAAAUAUUAUCUACGUAAACAAUUAAAAUUUAAUAAAGCUAUUAUGUAAUUUCAAA
This is a messenger RNA of Bactrocera dorsalis (oriental fruit fly), 592 nucleotides long. RefSeq lists its product as uncharacterized. Lineage: Eukaryota; Metazoa; Arthropoda; Insecta; Diptera; Tephritidae. Bases 25 to 477 code for a protein of 150 amino acids. The record is from RefSeq and is a predicted model, not a curated record. The transcript has a single exon.